AUGGAAAACUUUCAGUACAGCGUCCAGCUGAGCGACCAGGACUGGGCUGAGUUCUCGGCCACCGCCGAUGAGUGCGGCCUCCUACAGGCCGACCUGGCAUCUGGAGACGAGCCCUUGUCCAGUGACAUUGAUCAAGGAGACAGCAGUGGCAGCAGUCCCCCUGGGCCCCCACCCCUUCUCACUGGGCAGCAGGUUCUGGGGGGGAGGGGCCGGUGGGGCUAUAAGGAAGAGGACGUGGACACCCAGCGGCUGGUCAGCAGGUGUACACCCGUCCUGGCCCUUGGUGGUGGUCAGCAGAUGCCCGGCACGUCCACGCUGUCAGGAGUCCAGCAGCCCCUCGGCUCUGGUGCUGGCCCUCACUCUUCGUCCCUCCUGGGGCCGGUGAUUUCAGGAGGUGAGAUGCAGAGGCUUCUGCAGGGCCCAGCCCCCCGUGGUCCUGCUUCUGGGCCCCCUGGUGAGCCCCCUUGGAGCCCUGAGCCCCCCCAGAGACCCCCAAGCAGCCCUGGAGCCCCGCCACGGAGCCCCAGCAGGAAAAAGAGGCGCACUACAGGCACCAAGGCGGGUGAGCGCCCAGGAGCCCCAGCCCAGCCGGACUCCCCGCCGUCCCCCCAGGCCAGGCCCCCACUCCUUGCUGCAGAGCCGGCCGCAGGCUCCAGGCAGGGGCCGGACUCAGUGCAGGCUCCUGGGUCUGGCACUGGCACUGCAACUCCAGCUCCCUGCCGAGGGCCGGGUGUGGGGCUGCCCACACCUGCACUCACGACUGAGCCAGGGGCAGACAGGGGCAGAAUAACCUCUAGAGCUGAGCUACACCCCAUGUGCACCCCUGACUCUGAGCCACCCCACAACGAGGCUCUGACUACCUCUGACUCCCAGCCUCCACUUGAUGGGGCUCUCUCUACGCCUGACUCCAAGCUACGCCCUGACGGGGUUCUGUCUACAUCUGACUCUGAGCCAUCCCGCAGUGGGGCUCCAUCUACACCCAACUCCCAGCCUCCACCCCAUGGGGCUCCAUCUACACCUGACUCUGAGCCUCCACUCAAUGGGGCUCUGUCUACGCCUGUCUCCCAGCCUCCAUCGGAUGGGACUCUGUCUACACCCAUCUCCAAGCCUAGGCUGGGUAUGGAUCUGCCUACACUGGUCCCAGAGGUCAAGCCACAUGUGGCCCUAUCUACGCCUGUCUCAGUGGCUACCCCACAUUCAGCUCUGCUUCGCCCCGCUCCCCAGGACAAGGCUGGUGUGGACGUGUGCACGCCUGCCCCCAGAGAGACCACGGCUGCCCCCUCCCGGCCCUCCAUCCCUGAGACCCUGCCUGGUGUGGGGGAGCCUGGGCCUGUUGCUGGGCUGGAUGUGAGCCUUGCUAUGUCUCCACAGGGGCCCGAAUCCUCAGCAGAUACCCCUGGACACCUCUCAGGGGAGCCCCCCACAGGCCCCGCCCAGGUUCCUAAGAGGAAGAAAGUGCGAUUCUCCAUAGCUGCACCCAGCCCCAAGGAGCCGGGGCUGGGAGUGGCCCCAGGCCCACCCUCGCCAGCCAGGAUGGAAGUGGGGGCUCGGGUGGCGCCAGGGGCCUGGGAUGCCGUGGCAGUCAGACCCCGGCCCCCCCAGCCUCGGAUCCUCAAGCACCUUCCUCCCCCUGCCCCCUCAGGCACAGGGGGCCCCAGGUCGGGGAGCUUUGCCCUGACCCUCCCCGAGGCCUACGAGUUUUUAUUUUGUGACACCAUCGAGGAGGAGGAUGAAGAUGCUGAGGAGAGGGCAGCUGGGCAGGCCCCGGAGGACGUGCAGUGGCCGGAUGUCUGCGAGUUCUUCUUCCCGGACUGUGGGGCCCAGAGGCAGAGGCCACGUGGGGGCUGCACCCCAGCCCCCCGCUUGCCAGCCGAGCCUGCACCAGCCACUCCACUUGAAGACCCUGCGCCCGUCUCUAUCCCCGAGGUGUACGAGCACUUCUUUGGGGAGGAGAGGAGGGGGUGCAUGCUGGAGCUGGCUCCCCCACCUGAACCCAGUGUGGCCAUCACAGAGGAGCUCAGCCCGGCGGGCAGGUGGCCAGGGGAGCCCUGGAGUCCCCUCCCCGUGUUCACCUUCAGCCAGAGUGACAUGUGCUUGGCGUUUGUGGCCUUUGCCACCUGGGCUGUGAGGACGUCAGACCUGCACACCCCGGACGCCUGGAAAACAGUCUUGCUGGCCAACAUUGGCACCAUCUCCGCCAUCCGGUACUUCCGCCGGCAGGUGAGGCGGGGGCACUCCAGCCCCAGUCUCAGUCCCAGCCCCAGCCCCAGCCCUAGGGGCCAGCCAGUGACCAAGGCUGAGGCCCCCCCCCCACCUACCCGGGGUGGGGGUGUUCUGGAAGCCCGGGCACGGGCUGAGCAAAGAGCAGGGUAG
Trichechus manatus latirostris (Florida manatee) is the source of this 2373-nucleotide messenger RNA. RefSeq names its product PPARGC1 and ESRR induced regulator, muscle 1 (gene PERM1). Gene Ontology annotation, biological process: response to muscle activity; regulation of DNA-templated transcription. Lineage: Eukaryota; Metazoa; Chordata; Mammalia; Sirenia; Trichechidae. Bases 1 to 2373 code for a protein of 790 amino acids. Gene Ontology annotation, cellular component: nucleus; cytoplasm. The record is from RefSeq and is a predicted model, not a curated record. The transcript is spliced from 4 exons.